UUCUCUCUCCCUCUUUAGCUUCAAUCAUUCUAAUAAGUUCUCAGUUCUAUAAUCUCUCAUCUUCCUCGUUGUCAUUUUCAUUUCUUACACUGAUCUACAUCUUCUUAGAGGAACUCCACUUCGAUUUUUCUCAACUAACUUGGUACAGAAGCUGAAUCAAGUACUGUACGACUAGUGGAAACACAAGUGUUGCUGAGUCUAAAUCGAUCAACAAGAUCAGAAAACAGUUGUCGUCAUCUUCGUUUUAAUCCAUUCAUCAUCUGCUUUGCCGUGUGUAGCUAAAAAAAAAAGAGAUGCUGGGAGCUGGGUUUCAUUUGACUAAGCUACAGAGAGCUCAGAGCGACGUCUCUCACGGCAGAUCGAUAAACACUUCUCCCGCUUCGUCUUCAAGCAAUGUUGAACGGUUCUUGGAGUCAGUCACACCAUCUGUGCCUGCCCACUACCUUCCCAAGGUUUGUUUCAACAUGUCUCAAAGACUCUAAAGUCAUUACCUUUUUAUAUUAAAGACUAUAACUUUUUGUUUACACGCAGACGAUGGUAAAGGAAAGGAGAGGCAGUGAUGUUGUUGAGUUGCAGCAGCCUCCUCCGUACUUUGUUCUUGGUGAUGUAUGGGAAUCGUUUGCAGAGUGGAGUGCUUACGGCACUGGAGUUCCUCUCUCUUUGAAUAACAACAACAGUUAUUAUAAAGAUCGUGUCUUCCAAUACUACGUUCCUUCUCUCUCUGCCAUCCAACUCUAUGCUGAUUCUCAUCCCUUAAGCUCAAGGCGGCUAAGUGAGGAGAGUGACAGUGAUUUCAAGGAUUCAAGCAGCGAAGGAAGCAGCAGUGAGUCAGAAAGAGGACUCUCUUUAAGAAAGGAGCAUAUGGAAGACUCGUCUAGUGAUGAUGGGGAGCCUUUAGCCUCUCAAGGUCGUUUGAUCUUUGAGUAUCUUGAACGUGAUCUUCCUUACAUCCGCGAACCCUUUACCGACAAGAUGUGUGACCUUGCCUCUAGCUUUCCUGAGCUGAAGACGCUGAGAAGCUGUGAUUUACUGCCUUCAAGCUGGUUCUCCGUGGCAUGGUACCCAAUUUACAAAAUACCCACAGGACCAACACUCAAGGAUCUGGAUGCUUGCUUCUUGACGUAUCAUUCUCUUCACGCACCCUUUCAAGGUGCAGAAGUUACAACACAGUCUAUGUGUGAGGUGCAGCCAAGGGAGAGUGUUGAGAAGACAAUGCUUCCUGUCUUUGGCCUCGCCACAUACAAGUUGAGAGGUUCUGUAUGGACGAGUACCAAAGGCUCUGGUCACCAGCUUGUGAACUCCCUUUUCAAAGCCGCAGACAAUUGGCUGAGGUUGCGUCAUGUCAACCAUCCUGACUUCAUCUUCUUCUGCCGGUGAUGAUACGAUGAUGAUGAUGAAAAAUGAUGUAUGAUGUUACUUAAAAGGAAACUCUCAAGUUGUAAUGUAAACAGAAAAACUAAUUUUCAUUUAUAUGUAACAUGUUUAUUACAAUAAAAGCUAAUAGUUGAUGAAAAAGGCAGUCUCAA
Molecule: messenger RNA, 1526 nt
Organism: Brassica rapa (field mustard)
Lineage: Eukaryota; Viridiplantae; Streptophyta; Magnoliopsida; Brassicales; Brassicaceae
Source: RefSeq, a predicted model, not a curated record